Molecule: messenger RNA, 5106 nt
Organism: Athene cunicularia (burrowing owl)
Lineage: Eukaryota; Metazoa; Chordata; Aves; Strigiformes; Strigidae
Gene: PODXL
Product: podocalyxin like
Exons: 9
Coding region: 157-1605 (482 amino acids)
Biological process (GO): positive regulation of cell-cell adhesion mediated by integrin; regulation of microvillus assembly; negative regulation of cell-cell adhesion
Cellular component (GO): apical plasma membrane; microvillus membrane
Source: RefSeq, a predicted model, not a curated record
CUGCUGCUGCUAGGUGUCAGCUCUCAGAAUGUUACAAACACGUCUCUUGCAAACCCAGGAGAAAAUGGGCAGAACGUCACAAUUACAGCCAGCAGCAAGACGAGUGGGACCACAGGACCUACAGAUCACCUAAAAUCCCCAUCACCCACCCCUACGAUGUCCUCUGCCAGUGUUCAGGGGACCACCUCUACAGACAACAUGGGAACCCCACACUCCAUCUCUGCAACACCAUCUGUUGCAGUUCAAGGGACCGUCUCCACACACAACCCGGGAAACCCAUCACCUACCCUCGCAACAUUGACUGGCCCGUCUCAGCAGGUCAACCCUUCCACUGGCUCCAGAGCCUCAGCAACCACCCCUCCAGCUCCAACUUCCAGCAUCACCCCUCCAGCCAACUUAGGAAGCCUGGCAAACACCACUAUUGCCAGUCCUUCAUCCAUUCAUGUGAGCAGCUCUCCAGCAGCCCUCACACCCACUCCCAGCGUGGCCACUCAGGGAAGCCAGCCUCUGGACCAGGUGACCAACACCACUGCGAGUACAGGAGACCCAGGGAGCAACCUUCCCCCUGGGCCCAAGGACGAUGCUGUCUCUUCUGCCAUACCCGCCACCAAGCAGCCUCACUCUUCUUCCAGUUCUCCAGUUCAGGGACUGGCCUCUUCCAGCAGACCUGGAAGCAUCAGCCCUUCUGUUACCCCUUUUGAUGGAUCCGUGUCUCUCACCACUAGCAAAGUGUCUCCGUCUUUACCACCCGGCAGCAUCGACAAGGUCUCAGAGGCAGCCACCACAUCGACUCCUGGAGCAGGCCAGGAAAGCCAUGACACCGGAUCUGUGUCAACCAAACCUACAAGUGUUGACCAGAGGCCUGCCAGCACCCAGCCAUCAGCCCCAGCCCCGGGGGACCAGACAGUGAGCAGCCGUCCUGGACACCAGCACCCUAACAUUUCAUUCCAAAACGAGUUCUUCUGUAAAGACGAGGUGCAAAAUAAUGGGCCCAUCAUGUAUCUGAAAGAAGCUAAAACCUGUGCUGAGUGGAGGACUGCCAGCAUGAACAUCUCCUUCUUCGAGAGCUUCUGCUCCACAGGCCAGCACGCUUUCAACGCCAGCAGGGAGACGUGCACGGUGACGCUGAGCUCCCCCAGGUCCCCCUCCCAGCAGUGGGCCGUGCGGGCAGUCGUGCACCUCCCUUUGGACCCUGAAAAAGUCCUUGAGGAGCUGAAGGAGAAGAAGGACAAGUUAGAGGAGCUGGGCAUCGCCAACAUCACCUACGACAAAAUGCAGAGGGACUUGAUAAUCAACGAUGAGUUCAGCACACCCCUGAUCAUCACCAUCAUCACCCUGGCUGGCUCCCUGCUGCUGAUCGCGGCCAUCUAUGGCUGCUGCCACCAGCGCUUCUCCCAAAAGAAGGACCAGCAGCGCCUGACCGAGGAGCUGCAGACAAUGGAGAACGGCUACCACGAUAACCCCACGCUGGAGGUGAUGGAGACCUCCUCCGAAAUGCAGGAGAAGAAGGUGAACCUCAACGGUGAGCUGGGGGACAGCUGGAUCGUUCCUCUUGACACUCUUAUGAAGGAGGACCUGGAGGAAGAGGAGGACACACAUUUAUAGGAUACAGAACUCUACCAAGCAAAAAAUCGACCACCACCCCCUAAAAGGAAAAAAAAUAAAAAAUCAUAAUCCCGACAUAAACACACACGCACGCACAACUCCGAAACAAGGCAGAAUUCCCAACGCAACCCAGAAAAUUCCUUAAUGAACUAAUCGUGGCCCCUCGUGCCACCAUGUGGGGUGCAGGAUGGAAGAGGAAGGGACACAAGAAGACGCCUCUGGGGUGCACUGUCAACACAAACCACCACGGUGGCCGCAUCCAGACAAGCAUCCUCCAUCACCCGAGGGUGCUCAGCAGGACCUACCACGACAGACCUGACCAGCCAGGGGAGAAUGAGGUGCCUUUUCUCCCAAAGAGCUGCUGGUGUUUCCUCUGAGUGUAUCCCCUCCCAUCCCACAUCCAACCACGCCAACAGCAUCCUCCAGCUCUAGAGCAACUCAAAAAAUAAGUAAAUGUAAAUAGGAUGGGAAAGGGAGCACAAUUCUCAACAGCAAACCGGCACCUGGCAAUUAGAGCUAGAAAAAUCCUCUGGCCCACACAGCUUAGUCAUCGCUCUGCCCUCCCUGACAUGAAACGCCCAGGUAUCGAGCGGAAAAAUCUGGAACAGCCUGUUUUUUUUAAUCCAGUUUCCAUCCUCUCCCCACAAACUGCCAGCUGAAACGCACAGGAGGCCCACGAACACACCCAGACCCGUCUGGACGGGAGGGAUGCAGCAGUGCCAAGCGAUGCUCAGCCGCGUGCCACCACCAGCUGUGCCACAAAGGGCUGCGGGAAGGAUCCUGCACCCGGCUGGAGACCUGGAGAGGUGCAGCAGCUGCUUGUAUCGAUGCAAAGGGAAGGGAGAGGAAAAGGAGUUAUUCCUUGAGUUCAUUCUUCCUAGGAAGGGUUUAGUGAGACCCAGAGCGAUGCCUGGUCACUAGCACACGCAUGAAGUCGGGGGUUUCAGGGUGCAGGAGCGCAGCUCCAGCGCAGACCAGCUCUGUUGCUGCAUUUCCCUACAGAAGCACUGAUUGCCUUUCAGUAAUUAUGCAGCAGCAUCUCACAGCCCACAGCCAUCAUCUCCCGAGACCGUGGGUUACAUGCACCAUGAUGGUUUGUGAUUUUUGUGGUCAUGUUUUCCUGCGUGAGCAGCAGAAGAUAUAAAAGAGGAACAGAAGCAUGAGCCACGUAGCUUGGUGGCAUUCAGGGUUUUCCAUUGGUACAGCCCUUGGUGUUUCCUCCCCACGAGGUUUAUAAGCUCAGUCCGCACUCUCAAGCUCUUCUUCAAAAGCCAGUAAAAUAACAGAGGCCUGCAAAGACAUUUCCAGCUCAGCAGCGAAGCUGGGACUGAGCUUUGUCCUGCAGCCCUUGGUUUCUUGCCCAGUUCUCCCUUUGCCAUAAGUCUCUGGAGGGGAAAAGAAAAAUAUGUGGGAGCAGGAAGUGGCUGGACCGAGGCCAUCUCUGUUUUUCUGCUCCCCAACAGAGCUCUUAAAUGGUUUUAAAAGGAUGGGGGGAGUUUCACACCUUUGCUCUGGCUUUGGUGAAGCAGCUUAGCCCUGGCGGAGGCAGGGAUCAGAGCAGGGCUCCAUCCUCCAGCACAUGGGAGGGAGAGGACCAGGCUUGGGCAAGUGCAUGUCCCAUCACGUGAGGAUGGUGAUGGUCCCGAGGCCUCGGCAAGCCAGAGGAGCUGCAGAUGAAGAGUGGUGCCCGAGUACAGCCCUUCCUCUCCCCUACUUGUCAUAAACCGUGUAUUCGAUGCACAAAGGGGUGAUUUCCUUCAGGCUGUGCCACCAGGUCAUCACGAUGGGGUUCUGCUCCCAUGGCUGCUCUGAACAAGAGGAGAAGCGGAGUUGAGCAAUGGAAAAACUGGGAGAAACCCAGCUCGGGUCAGUCCUCAGGAGUGCUCACAAAGGAAAGGGUCGGGGUGGUUUGCUCGGCCCCAGGACAGAAGCUGGCAGAAGAUAUGUCUUUUCGAAGGGACUGGCUCUUCUCCCUUCUCUCCUGUACCCAAGGGCAGAGUUUGAAGCGUUCAAACGGAUAUAUUUUUGUAUGUAAAUAUUCCUGCUAUUCAUGAGCAAUGUAUUCAGCACACUUCGCUUACCUGUGCACUGCACUACGGGGAAGUAAUUUUGUAGGGGUGGGUGGGGUGGGGGGGUGGAAUUUAAAACAAAACAGGGAAAAAAAUUACAACAAACAGAAAGAAAAAGCUAAAGGCCAGUCUGGUAGGGGAUCAAAAUUCAACGCAACGCUGGAAAACACCUCCCGCCCAGAUAACCCCACGCCAUGGCUUUGUCCCCAGCAUCAAGCCCGGCUCUUUAACGUUGCAGCAAGGCUCAAAGAACCGGUCUCGGCAUUUGCAAUUGUGUUCGUGAGCGUGUUUGCUUCCCAGUUGCCCCGAGAGAUGGUCAGCAGGCUGGUGACCUCACGUUUCUAUCUUUCACAGAGAAUAAAUGUGGUGAAAACACGGGGCAGCAGCGAGGCUUUGGCCUCCAGGGCUGCCGUUGCUGUAAGGACACCCCUGGCAGAGCAUCUCCAGGCAGUCGGGUUUUGGCAUGUGCCUAAAGAUCCCCCUUCCCAGCAAAGAGAUGCCAAAGUGCUUUAAUGAAUCAGGUCCAAAGACUUUCCAAGAGAACCCGACAAAGGCUUGAGAUCGAGCAUCCUUAAAUCUUCCGAGCAGAGACCACUGAAGAUAUUAACUGCUCAGCAAGUGCUUAUAGUGAUUUAUAUUUGAAUAGGAAUUGUACAUUUAUUUAUUUUUCCAGACACCGUAUUUUUAAACCACUAAUAUUUUAUAGUAGCUUUUCCUUCCCCUAUUUAAAGAACUAUUUCCAUGGGAAAAACAGUACUUUUUUAUGUUGAGAACAUUCUCUUUGAAAAAAAAAAAAAUCAGGUAGGAAAUGCAGUGAUGAGCAUCUUUGGCCUUAACCCUUCCCUUUGUAGACUGUAGCCAUAGUUGUUAGACCAAAAAUAAUAAUUAAAAAGAAAAAAAUCUACCCAGGCAUUUCCCCUCCCUCCCUGCCCCACCUCCCUCCCCUGCACUCCUCUUCUCUCCCUCAAAACAGCUUUAACAUCCGACACGUUGUACAAAGAGAUUAUUGCUCUUACCUUUUGGUGAGGAGUUUUACAAGCAGCUCAGAUGUCCUUGCAAGAGACUUUUCUAUUUUCGGAUUCACGAGGAAUGUUGUAACUACUUUAGGACCAUUUAUCUCCCGCUCACAGUGCCAUGACCCAACUGAUGAGGUUGAUACUGUGACUGUUGCCUACGGAAGACAUACAGCAGAAGAUAUAAUCCAUGAGGGACUGCAGAGGGAGAACUUAUUUCCCAAGGCGGCCACCCGUUGAACCUUGCCCAUAUACUAGAGCUCUUACGUACUGUAUAGCAGCAUCUCUCACGGGGACAGGAGUCUGAUUUACACUGGAAUUUACUGAGGAACUGGAUUGUAGAGAUUAUUCUUGCAUUUUCCUACAAAUAUAUUUUGAAAGCAUCAUGUAUUUCUGUCAAUAAACCUUCUUAUCUAAAA